Messenger RNA from Eubalaena glacialis (North Atlantic right whale), 2569 nucleotides. RefSeq names its product CHD9 neighbor (gene CHD9NB). The record is from RefSeq and is a predicted model, not a curated record. NCBI's taxonomy places the organism in Eukaryota, Metazoa, Chordata, Mammalia, Artiodactyla, Balaenidae. The transcript has a single exon. The coding region runs from base 170 to 328 and encodes 52 amino acids.
CAUUAUGCAGAUUGGACUGGUGUCUUCCUGUGACCAUAGAAACGGAACCCGUUCUCUUUCAGCUGUGCUCUGAGGAAGGGUUAUUUAACUCUGGCACCUGAGGGUCAGCCACACAGAGCCUCCUCACCUCGGGACAUCCCAGGGCACUCACCCUCUGCGUCCAGCUGAGAUGGGAUGCCACUCCAGCAAGAGCACCAAGGUGGCCGGGGAGUCCCAGAAACCCGCAGAACAGCCCGAGGGAGAGGAGCCAAAUCUGGGGGCUGGCACAGAGGCAGCAGAUGGCAAAGACGCCUCCUUGAAGGAUGGUGCCCCUGAGCAGAAGAAAUGAGAUGCUUCUCUCUGGAUUCGGACCCUCACCUCAUCCGUGGAACUGCCUUUGGCCAGUGAGGCUCGGGACAAACCCCAUCCUGAGAAGCUCCAAAGAGAGGGAGGAGAGAGAAAUCCCCGCCUUUGGGAUUCAGGCUUCAGAAAUUACCUUCAUCGGGCUUUGCUCUGGAGCUGAGAGGGACAUGCGGCCACGGGGAGUCCUAUUUCCCCAGCUCUCCGACAGAGAGGACGAAAGAAGUCUUCACACAUCCUGGGACUUUCCCUGAGCUUCUGGAAACGGGGGAGCCCCAUAGCAGACUGCUCUGGCUCUGGUGAAUCUCUGCUGCUAAGCUGUGACUGUCUAGUGACCCUACCCCCUUCCAUGUGCCUCCCUUUUCUGAACUCUGAAAGCUCUGUGGUCAUAGCAUCGAUGGGGACGUGUGGCACUCAGUUUCUUUAUUUCCUUCUUUCUUUCUUUCUUUUUUUUUUUUUUUUUUGGUUUGUUUUUUUCUCUCUCCUUUUUUCUAAUUAGCUGGCUGAAUAGCCAGUGCCCAUCACAGGAAGGUUUGGGGUUUGGCUCACUCCACACUGUUUGUAUGAAUACUUUAAUAUUUAACUUGGAGAAUUGUUAAUGAAUUAUGGGAACAAUCGGGAUCAGACUGUGAUCAUGGCAGUGGGAGACAACAAGGCCUUGAUCAUCCAGUAAGUGGAACACUGAGUGCUGGUGGGAAGGAAGGAGGAGGGAUUCGUGUUCUUGGUUUUUUAAUCCCCAGAAAAAUGUCCCUCUGCUGAUGUUCCUGUGUCUCCUCACAUCAAGAGUCUGUCAAUCUGAACCCUCUAGCAUCUGAGCUAUCUGUAUCCAGCCUUUGGAAAUACUUCGCUGUUUACUGACAUGUCUGUCAGCUUCUCUUUUUUCCCCCCUUGCAUGUGUUUUGUUUUUAAUUUGACACCAAAGCAUUGUAAUUUGAAAUCAAAUGGAUAUGUUUGCAAAUAAAUGAUGACGUAACACGUUUGAAAGACCGGACUGGGGAGCCGGGAUUAGAGUAUCAGCAGGGAAGUGUGGGUGUGAUUCUGUAGAACGCAAGUGAGCGAAGGGGCUAUGGAGACAGCACGUUACAGGAAAUGACCCUUCUUUUUGGCCAUCGAAACCUCAGAAACUGAAGAGGAUUCUUUUGAGAAUCUGGCAACUGGGGUAAAGAGCAGGGAAGAAGGAAGGACAAGAAGUAGAGCAAUUCGGCCUGCAAAUUGACUGCAGAGCGUUCCUUUUGCUUCAGCGGAGCCUGAUGUCUUUUAGGGAGGGAGCAGGAGAGAUGGGGCCUCCUCAGCUGGCCCGAAGCCCUGCUUUUUCCCCGGGGGUAGGAAGCUUGCAGUGGGCCAGGAAACAGGCCUGGGCUUGCAGCUGGGGAUCAGGAAGUUUGGGGCCUCUUUCUGCAGCUUUCUGGGCAUAGGCCAAGCUCUGGUAACUGCUUUCAAUUUUUUUUUUUUUAAUACAAUUCUGUUUUUCUCCCUCCUCCCACCUAAUGGAAAUUCACCCUGCAAAAUAGGACAGUGUCUGGUAAGAAGCUGCUCACAGUAUACACCCUCAGGACUCCUGGAAAAAGUUCUCAGCUGGUGGUGAGGUUUUGAGGCAGAGUGGUGCUUAUUUCACCAGCUCCUGAGGGGCGAAACUCACUCAGCUUCUUACCAAAUCAAGUGAAGGAGACUCCAGGUCCUUAGAAGUUCAGAAAACAGGGUGGUUUGUUUUGCUUCCUUCUGGGAUGGUGUAAAAUGCUUGUUUAAUUAAAUUCAAGAUCCCUGAGGGUUUUCAAAACUGGAUUCUUCAUCCACCUCCAGCUGUGGCAGGCACGCUGCAAUUUGCCAGGAAGUUAAUCUGUAACAGGAAAUAGGACCCAGUUUCUUUGUAAGGACAUUCCAAUUGUGCCAUUGGGGCCCAGUAUCACUCAUCUGUCUCCCUCUGAGGCUCAAGUGCCUGGUGAAAGUGGCCAGAAUUAUGUUUACUCAAAUGAGCUUUAAACUCUUUAAAGACAGUGUCUGCGUAGACUUGGCCCAUAAAUUGAAAGCCAUUGCUCUGGCCCACUUCCAAAACUACUGGAAGAGGAGGAGUUUGUUUACUAGUCACCUUUCUAUCCACCUAUCCCUCCAUCUAUUCGUCCAUCCAUCCAUCCAUUCAAUCCAUCUAUCUGUCAUCUGUCUGUCUAUCUAUUUACCUACAUACUUACCUUCCUACCUACCUAUGCAUUCAGCUCUUCCCUUGGAUUUUUCA